GCUGGGGGAGGCCGGUGUCACAAUAGGCUUGGGCCGCCGCACCUUUUAUAGCUCCUGUCUCACGCCGUCACCUACCGCCACUGGUUUUUCUCUCUAUCAUCUCUAGCUACAUCAUCUUGAUUACUUUGACUGCAUUAUGUGAAGCACAAAUAAGUAAUUUUUCCCAUCAUGUGUAAUGCAAUCAGCAUCAUCUCAUAAAUCCUGUAGCUUCAACAUGUUUUCUAGGACUCAACACAAUAAGAACAAUCACCUUUUACCUCUGGUCCAGUUAUCUUUUAACUGUCACAUAUGGACUCCCAAAGAUCUCCAAAGGAAACUGUCCUCAUUACAGGAGGAGGUGGCUACUUUGGUUUCCGCCUCGGCUGUGCGCUGAGCCGGAAGGGAGUCCGUGUGAUUCUGUUUGACAUCAGCAGCCCUGCUCAGACCAUCCCACAAGGAAUGAAGUUUGUACUUGGAGACAUCCGCCACCUUUCUGACGUGGAGAGGGCCUUCCAGGACUCAGACAUCUCAUGUGUGUUCCACAUUGCCUCUUAUGGCAUGUCGGGGCGGGAGCAACUGAACCAAAACCUGAUUGAGGAAGUCAACGUGGGUGGCACCGACAAUGUCCUGCAGGCCUGCUGCAGGAGAGGGGUUCCCAGACUGGUGUACACGAGCACUUUCAAUGUCAUCUUUGGAGGCCAAGUCAUCAGAAAUGGAGAUGAGUCCCUGCCUUACCUGCCGCUUCACCUGCACCCUGAUCACUACUCUCGGACCAAAUCUAUUGCAGAGAAGAAGGUGCUAGAGGCAAAUGGCUCUGCCCUGGAGACAGGAGAUAAUGUCUUAAGAACCUGUGCUCUGAGACCAGCUGGCAUCUAUGGGCCUGGAGAACAAAGGCACCUUCCCAGGAUAGUGAGUUACAUUGAGAGGGGCCUGUUCAGUUUUGUGUAUGGUGACCCCAGCAGCCUGGUUGAGUUUGUCCAUGUGGAUAACUUGGUGCAGGCACACAUUCUAGCCUCAGAGGCCCUGAAGGUUGAUAAGGGCCACACUGCCUCUGGGCAGCCCUACUUCAUCUCAGAUGGCAGACCAGUGAACAACUUUGAGUUCUUCCGGCCUUUGGUUGAGGGCCUGGGCUACAAGUUCCCAUCCACCCGCCUGCCACUCACCCUGGUCUACUGCUUUGCUUUCCUGACAGAGAUGUCCCACUUCAUCAUUGGCCGACUCUACAACUUCCAGCCUUUCCUCACCCGCACUGAAGUUUAUAAAACUGGUGUCACACAUUACUUCAGCCUAAAGAAAGCCAAGAUAGAGCUUGGUUAUGAGCCUCAGCCGUUUGACCUGCAGGAAGUAGUAGACUGGUUUAAAGCCCAUGGUCAUGGCCGAAGUCCUGGAAAUGGAGACUCAGAGUUUCUUCUUUGGCAUGGGCUGUUGAUCUUACUCUUGGUUCUAUCAGUUUUCACCUGGCUACCACCUACUCUGUUUCUGUCAGUGUGAAGAAAGAACAGAUAUAAGUUUCUGAUCAUACUUGCUGGAAUGAUUUUCAAGAACACAGAUUUUAAAAUAUAUAUAGUGUUGCUAAUGUUUCCAGAACUAUAUUGAACAGGAGUGGUGAUAGUGGGCAUCCUUGUCUUGUUCCUGAUUUUAGCAUGAAAGUUUUCAGUUUUUGACCAUUUAGUAUGAUGUUGGCUGUUGGUUUUUCAUAG
Messenger RNA from Heterocephalus glaber (naked mole-rat), 1679 nucleotides. RefSeq names its product short chain dehydrogenase/reductase family 42E, member 1 (gene Sdr42e1). Gene Ontology annotation, molecular function: oxidoreductase activity, acting on the CH-OH group of donors, NAD or NADP as acceptor. The record is from RefSeq and is a predicted model, not a curated record. Lineage: Eukaryota; Metazoa; Chordata; Mammalia; Rodentia; Bathyergidae. Gene Ontology annotation, biological process: steroid biosynthetic process.